Mercenaria mercenaria is the source of this 3245-nucleotide messenger RNA. RefSeq names its product serine/threonine-protein phosphatase with EF-hands 2-like. The transcript is spliced from 15 exons. Gene Ontology annotation, molecular function: calcium ion binding; protein serine/threonine phosphatase activity; iron ion binding. The coding region runs from base 676 to 2661 and encodes 661 amino acids. The record is from RefSeq and is a predicted model, not a curated record. Lineage: Eukaryota; Metazoa; Mollusca; Bivalvia; Venerida; Veneridae. Gene Ontology annotation, biological process: detection of stimulus involved in sensory perception. Gene Ontology annotation, cellular component: cytosol; nucleus.
UUGGCAUUUUCAGAUACAUCUCUCAUGUGAACUGAUAUUCUGUUCAGAACUUGAUACUUGUAAUUCCGCUGAUAUGAAAACUCAAAGGACAUUCCUACGUUGAUUAUAGCAAAUGAUUACCAACGACUUACUGAACGAAUAUAGGGCUUAAUUAACAAUUGACAUUUUGUUUAUUUGCUUUUCGGAAGACGUAAGGAAAAAGUAAUAGAUGUGGUACUUCAGUAAUGUGUUCUGUCUGAUACUAAAAUGAUUUCUGGAACAAGUGCUUAGUGUAAACAUUAAAACAUUAGGGAUGAUUGAAUCUGAUAAUGACAUUGAACAAUUAUGAAAUAUUCAGGGACUGAUGUUAGCACACAUGAGUGACCUUGGGCAAAUACAUCAUCAUUACAGAAGAGGAUACUAUGUGUUACAUAGAGAAUAAUCUUUAUCAACAGUUAAACAUUGAUUUUGAUGAAAUAGUUCUUGUAACUUAAAUACAUUGAGUUCAAUGGAAAGAAUAUCUGAUAUAUUGGAAACCUGUUUGUAUUUAUAUUAUGUAUAACUGCAGUUGCUCAUAAUAUUUCAAACAUAUUCCAUGUUUUUACAAUGAAGACUGUAUUUGUGGUUAAAACGAGAAAUGUAUUUCAGAAAAACUAAAAUUGACUGAAUAAAGAUGUGGCUUUGCACUUAAUCGCGAUGGGAUGUUCACCGUCGUCAAGGAAAGGUAUAUAUGGUUACGGGACAAAAAAAUUACGGGCUGCUCUUCUGAUACAGAAAUGGUAUAGAAGAUACAGAGCUAACCUCGAGAUACGUCGACGCUGCACGUGGAACAUCUUUCAGUCCAUAGAAUAUGCUGGAGAGCAAGACCAACUUAAGCUUCACAAUUUCUUUAACAAGAUGCUGUUGAAUAUGUCUACGGAAGGUGAUGGACAAGCGCCCCUCAUUAACGCGUUUAAUGUUAACAAAAGGGCAUCUAUCUACGAUACACAGACAAUCACAGACACAGGAGGAGAAGUAUUUUACAAUUUUCUAGACGACAUAAAGGUUGAAAGCAGUUAUAAAGGAAUUCAUCUGAAAUUCCCUCUGACCCUGAGUCAGCUACAUAAAAUGGUUCAGGCUUUUAGACGAAAACUGACACUACAUGCAAAGUAUACAAUACAACUUCUGCUGGAAACCCGGAAAUUACUGAAGACACAGGCGAACAUCCGGUAUGCCACAACGUCCAUCUCGAAGCAGAUCACAAUAUGCGGUGAUCUUCACGGAAAACUUAGUGAUCUUUAUAUGGUUUUUCACAAAAAUGGACUCCCAGCUGUAGACAAUCCUUACAUAUUUAAUGGUGAUUUCGUAGACAGAGGUCACUUUUCUACGGAGGUAGCUCUGGUGUUAUUUUCCUGUUUUAUCAUGAACCCAAACGAAGUUUACAUCAACAGGGGUAACCACGAAGAUCACGUGAUGAACAUAAGGUAUGGCUUUGUAAAAGAAAUAGAGCGAAAGUAUAGGCACUCAAAGAAGAUAAUUCACUUGUUCAAAGACGUGUUCAGUUGGUUGCCAUUGGCAACGGUGGUUGAUGAGCAGGUGCUCGUGUGCCAUGGUGGUAUCUCCGACACUACUGAUCUUAAAUUGUUGUCAACAAUCGAUAGGCACAGGUACAUGUCCACUCUCCAACCCCCUGGUGGCUGUGAUGAUAUAAGUACUAUGGCCCAAGAAGAUCUCAUCGAAUGGAAACAGGUUCUUGACCUGCUGUGGAGUGAUCCUUAUAUGAAGGAGGGUUGUCAGCCUAAUACAUUUAGAGGUGGGGGUGUGUACUUUGGCUCUGACGUUACAACUCGAUUUUUAGAAGAAAACAAACUAAAAUUGCUCAUAAGAUCUCACGAAUGUAAACCGGACGGAUAUGAAUAUACCCAUGAUGGUAAAGUGCUCACUGUAUUUUCUGCCUCGAGUUACUAUGAGACAGGCAGCAAUCUUGGCGCCUUUGUGCGGCUACAAGGUCCAAACAUGCAUUGCCAUAUUGUUCAGUAUUUGUCAACACACAGUCCUGUUCUGAGAAAAGUGUCUUUCACGCAGAGAAUUAAUUUGGUUGAAAAGUCUGCACUCAGCGAUUUAAAAGAACGUCUGCUUGCAUCUAGAUCAGAACUGAUGAAUGAGUUCAAGAAGUAUGAUACGGAUAUGACAGGUAAAAUUAGCAGCGCUGACUGGUGUUUUGCUAUGGAAACUGUUUUAGAAAUGGAGUUGCCAUGGAGAAUAUUAAAAACGAAGCUAGCGAAAACCGACGAUGAUGGCAAUGUAUUCUAUGAAUCUUCAUUCGAAAAACUGCAAGUGAAGCACAGAUACAGUGGGAAUGGUCCUAGUAUAACAGAGACUCUGUAUAAACAUAAAGACAGUCUAGAAACAAUCUUUCGAAUGAUUGACACAGACCAUUCCGGUCAAAUAUCAAUGCCAGAAUUCGAAGAUGCGCUUAGCAUUCUUAUCAAACAGCUUGAUCUUGCGAUAAAAGAGACCGAGAUCCGAGACAUAGCUCAAAGCAUAGACAUGAACAAAGAUGGCUACAUAGACUUUAAUGAAUUUCUUGAAGCAUUCAGAAUCGUAGAUAGCCUGGGCAAGGAUAAAACAUUUUCUUUGAAAACGAAAUCAAAUGAAGAAAUCACUGAAUUACCAGAUAUAAGUGGCAACUUACAAACUUAGCUAAUGGUAUAAGGGAAAGUAAUCCAUGACGAUCAUGGGUUAUAAACAAAAUCAAAUGCCUCAUUCGUCGAUAAUGAAAAGUUGAAUGUCUAGUAGUACAGGUUAUAUGGGGCUACAAAUGGGUAAACAUUUAUACCUUCAAGAAUUUAAGAGAUACAGACCCUUUCAGUCGCAUCUCAUGAUCAUGCAACGGUAAGGCAGUGGUUCCGAAACAAUUAUUUCAAUACAUAAAAUUUCUUCUCAGAACCACAUGUGACUUGACAAAAUGGAAUAGUAAUAACACCAGUACCAGUCGAAGAAUGGGGUGAUUUUUCAAAGCCACCAUAUUACACUUUAAAGACUGCUAUAUAUGCAAAUAAUUAUCAAAUUAAUCUGUGAGAAAUUAUUUCAGGAGUAGAGAAUGCAACCAUGCAAUAUAACAGAAUAAUCGAUUAAAUUGAAUGAAAAAUAAAUUCAAGCCGUACCCUCUCAUGCUUCCCAGCACCACCAUAAGCCGAACGAUAAUACAAAAGAACGAAAAAUUGACUACUGAAUAUACAUUGCAUUGAAUGGACUAUAUAAUCAAACUGGAACCCAGAAUUACC